GGUUUUAACCGUCAGCCGCGGACGCCUCGCGCAGAAUUCAAUCUGACUGUGGAUAAAAACGGGAUUCUUUUUCUGGAUUUACUCCUUGUCAGGAUGGAUUUGGACUCCAUGAAAUAUGCCGAUCUGCGAAGUCUCGCUAAACAGCUCGGACUGAAAGCAAACAUGAAGGCAAACAAACUCCUGAAGGCUGUAAAACAGCACUACAAGCAGCAGGAGGCGGCGGGGGGGAAGGAUGAUCGCGUCAGUCAUGCCGAUCAGGAUGCAGUCAAAGAAACCUCCAGCCCACGCGUGUUUGUCAACGCGCGUCGGGGGAGAGGACGCAGGGACUCGGGGAAGACCACCAGCGGGGCUGCGGUGACCCCAAAGGCUGCACGGGCUGAUGCUGAACCUGAAGCCUCAUCCUCCAAGACCAGGAGAGCUUCAAAGAGACGAGCGUCCUCUGAGCAGAACUCACCUGAGCCUCAGGAGGAGCUGCAGCCUGACGCCUGCGUGGAAGCACCUGCACGCGUGGAGACAGAACCAGAGCCAAAACCCAAAGUGAGCAAAGCUGGAAAGAUCCCUCGCUAUCGUGGAUCUCAGCAGAAGGCUGCGCUCAAACCGCUCACUCCAAAUUUCAAAAAGCUCCACGAGGCUCAUUUUAAGAAGAUGGAGUCCAUCGACACCUACGUUGAGCGUAAGAAGAGGAAGGUGGACACCCUCAAGAAUCCUGUCAAAGAGCUGAAGCAGAGCAAAAAUGCAGCCGGCUCCAGCAUGUUCAGCCCUCCGUCAGGGAAAAAGCCGGCUGAGGAAAAGAGCAGACACACUUUGCUUUCAGCCAGCAAAGCUCCGUCCAGCAGACCUGCAGGAAGCGCUGCUCCCUUCAGACCGUCUGUGCUCUCCACUCGCAGGAUCAACGUUCGGUUUUCAGAAGCUACUCGCGACAACGAGUUUAAAGGGUCUCUGCUGAAGACGCCGGCACGGAUGUCGCUCUGCCUGGUUUCCUCCACUCCGCAGGCGGCGGCGGGGGCGGGGCCUCACACCGGGAGACCUUCCACGUUCUCCGCUCAGAAAACUCCAAGGACUUUUGUUUUUAACGGAAACACCUCACUCACACCCGGAACGCAGAAGAAGGCGACCUUUGACCUCAAAGCCAGUCUGGCGCGGCCGCUCACGUACAAGCCUCACGCAGGGAAACUGAAGCCGUUUGCUGAAGUCAAAGAAAACGCAGCAGCAAACAAAUCCCUGAACUCCCACCAGGAAAGCUACAAACAACACAAAGUUCAGACCAGGGAGGACCGCAGGACACAGCAGGCGCAGGGACGAAAGCAGAAGAAGGAGAGCAUGCUGGGAGCUCGCAGAGGCCUGGCCAUGAUGUAGGAGCCUCCGCUCUGUCUCUUGUAAAUAUUUCAACUUCUGUACUUUUUUUUUAGCAAAGUAGACGAGCUUCUGCCUCUGCAUUUAUGUGUCCUUCUUGAGUUAUUUAACUGCUUUGCUGCUUUUAAUGUUUUGACGUCAAAGAAAAACUGUUCUUUUUGAGAAAAACACGCUUUAGAUAAAAAAAAA
Messenger RNA from Oryzias latipes (Japanese medaka), 1542 nucleotides. RefSeq names its product nucleolar and spindle associated protein 1 (gene nusap1). Gene Ontology annotation, cellular component: mitotic spindle; nucleolus; microtubule. NCBI's taxonomy places the organism in Eukaryota, Metazoa, Chordata, Actinopteri, Beloniformes, Adrianichthyidae. Gene Ontology annotation, biological process: mitotic chromosome condensation; establishment of mitotic spindle localization; mitotic cytokinesis. Gene Ontology annotation, molecular function: microtubule binding. The record is from RefSeq and is a predicted model, not a curated record.